AUGAUUUCCAAGUGUUUUGGUCACUUGAUUGGUAAUCUAAGUGUCCUAAAUCUUGAGCAGAACAACUUGAAUGGACCCAUUCCUGAAGCUUACACCAAACGAUGCAAACUACAGAUAUUCAAAGUCAAUGGGAAUCAACUACAGGGGAAAUUACCAAGAUCAUUGGAAAAUUGCAAGAAUAUGGAGGUGUUAGAUGUUGGAAAUAACCAGUUGAGUGGCACCUUCCCCUUCUGGUUGGAAAGCCUACCCCAGUUGCGUGUUUUGGUGUUGCAAUCUAACAAAUUCUAUGGUCCCAUUACACAAAAACCAAAGGUUGUUGCUGAUUCUCAUUCUCCCUUCCCAAUGCUACAUGUUUUUGACAUCUCUCUCAACAGUUUCACAGGAAAAUUGCCACUGGAAUAUAUUUGUCAAUGGAAAUCAAUGUUGGUUACAGAUAAACCUCAACUUGCCCAUUAUAUAAGUUGGCAAAAUUCAAGUUCUCUUGCAGAUCUUAUCUAUGAAGUUAAGCUCAAGAUUGUAAGCAAAGGAAUAAGUUUGGAGAUGGAGAAGGUCAUAGAAACAUUCACCACCAUAAAUCUUUCUUACAACAAGUUUCGAGGAAAUAUUUCAGUUGCAAUUGGGGAACUUAGAGCACUCAUGGGGCUCAAUUUUUCUGCAAAUGACCUCACAGGGCAAAUUCCAUCUUCACUUGCUCAGCUGACCAUGCUUGAGUCCUUGGAUCUUUCCAAAAAUAUUUUAUCAAGGGAAAUCCCCCAACGAUUGGGAAGCCUCACAUUCCUUGCAGUUUUGAAUCUAUCACCAAACCAUUUCACAGGAAUGAUACCACAAGACAACCAAUUUGGAACAUUCUCAGUUGCUUCAUAUGAAGGGAAUGAGGGAUUAUGUGGAUUUCCACUACCUAAAAGAUGUGGAAUAACAGAAAGAGCACUACCUCCAGCUUCGAUAGAUUCAACAAGUUUACUUGAUUGGAGAUUUGUGAUUGCAGGGUAUUGUUCCGGGGUGAUAAUUGGGGUGUUGAUUGGACAAACCAUGUUUUGGAGGAUCAUUGGUUGCUUUAAGUUAACAUCAAGAAUGAAAAGAUUCAAGCCAAAGCAAAAGUCAAAGAAGAGCAAAAGGCAUGGGAGAGGAAUAUGA
Macadamia integrifolia is the source of this 1134-nucleotide messenger RNA. RefSeq names its product receptor-like protein 34. The transcript has a single exon. The record is from RefSeq and is a predicted model, not a curated record. Bases 1 to 1134 code for a protein of 377 amino acids. Lineage: Eukaryota; Viridiplantae; Streptophyta; Magnoliopsida; Proteales; Proteaceae. Gene Ontology annotation, molecular function: protein binding.